Molecule: messenger RNA, 4227 nt
Organism: Gopherus evgoodei (Goodes thornscrub tortoise)
Lineage: Eukaryota; Metazoa; Chordata; Testudines; Testudinidae
Gene: ARMC5
Product: armadillo repeat containing 5
Biological process (GO): anatomical structure morphogenesis
Cellular component (GO): cytosol
Molecular function (GO): protein binding
Source: RefSeq, a predicted model, not a curated record
UCUUGCCCGUGGGCCUCUCCUGCGAUGGCAGCCGCGGCCGGGGGGAGUUGCCCCGCCGAGUCGCUGGGCUACUGCCUGGCCCAGCUGCGGGGCGGGGCCGAGCCUGGGCUGGGCCGGGCCCUGCUGGCGCUGCGGACCCGGCACAUCAAGCAGCCCGGCGGGAUCGAGCGGUUCCGGGCCCGCGGGGGGCUUGGGCCCCUGCUGGGGCUCCUGGCUGGGGCCAUCCGGCCCCGCCGCACCCUCGACCUGGCCCUCAGCAUCCUGGGCAACUGCUGCACCGAGGGGGGCCGGGCCCAGGUGCGGGAGCUGGGGGGGAUCCCCUCCCUGGUGAUGAUUCUGAAAUCCCUUGGAGUCGAAAGUAUCCACAACCGGACAGCACGGGCCCUGGGCAACCUGGCCAUUGAUGUAGAGAACCUGCAGGCUAUCCAUGAUGCCGGUGCGGUGCCACCUCUGGUGCAAGUCCUUGCCAGCUCCCAGGACAGCGAGUGCCUACAGAGUGUCAUUCGGGCCCUGCGCAACCUGGGUGCCACCCCAGUGCACCGCCUGGCACUGGCCCAGCAGGGUGCAGUGCGGGUCAUCUCUGAGCGCCUGGCUGCCAGCCCUGACGACCCCGCCCUGGCUGCUGCGGCCGCCCGGGCCCUGCUGGAGCUCACCAAGGGCUGCAGCCGGGACUGUGCCGAGCAGCUGAGCCUGGGGGGUGGGGGUGGCCCCCUGGUGGCGUUAGCCGGGCACAGCAAGCGGGCGGUGAGGAGGCGGCCUCUCGGCACUGUCCAUCUCUGCCUGCAGGGCAUGCUGCGGCCCCGCGGUGGGUACGCUGGGGGCGUGGCAGUGCUGGUGGGGGAGAUCCAGCGCAGGCGCGAGGCGGGAGCCGCCGGAGCCGUCCUGCAGCCCCUGGUCACGCUCUGCCUGCUGUGCCGGGAGGCGAUGAACCGCAGCCGGGUGCGGGAGGCCGGCGGGCUGGAGCUGCUGCUGGCGCUUGCUGCGGAUGGGCGCCAGCGAGGCUGCCAUGCCCGCGUAGUCGUGGCCUUCGUGGCCUUCUUCUACGACCAGGAGGCGCUGGAGGUUCUGCAGGCCGGCGGGCUGGUGGCCCUGCUGGUGGAGAGGCUGGUGGUCCAGGGCCAGUGGGCUGCACGCUGCGAGGAGGAGGCCAAGGAAGAGGAGGGAGAAAGCGAGGACGAGCGGGACGCUGCCUCCUUUGACUUCCCCCCCGAGGGGCGACGGGAAAGCGGGGCACCAGAAGGAGAGUCAUCCAGUUUCCAGAGACUCAGGUCCUGGCUGCUCUCCGAGGGUUACAUUGCCAGUCCCUGUGACCUCUCCCCUCAGUGGUCCCCCGACAGCUCCCUCAGCCCCACCCUCGAGCUGCAGGACGACACACCGGGACCUGGCCGGCUGCCUGCGGGGCUCAACUCGCCCACCUGCUUAGCUCCUCCGUCGCUGGAUCCGGCUGCCAGGGUGCAGUGCUUGGCAUCCGUGGCAGAGCCGGACUCAACCGUGGCUGAUGGGAGCCAUGUGGCAGAGACUCCAGAUGCUGAGGCACCAGCCCUGGCACAUUUGGCUACAGCCAGAGCUGACAGGCACUAUCCAGCAGCGUUAAUGCCAGGCGGGGCACCGCGUUUGGCUGCCAGGCCCCAUACGGCAUUGCCAAAUCCAGUCAGGAUGGGCGAACACAGCGCAGCCCCCGUGGUGCUGCUGGCUACACCAAAGUCCACUGGGACCAAGAAAGAUCAUCUGGCACAGAUUGCACCGGAUGCUGCCAGCAGCGCCCAGAACCUGCAGGUUCAGUUGCUGCUUGCAGCGACCCCGAAUGAGGAGCUCUCGCCAAACUUCGCUCUGACUGACCUGCAAAAUCCAGCACGGUUCUCGGCUGCGGCAGCCACCGAAGAGUUGUGUCCAGGCACGCUGGUUCCAGCCGGGCCUGGCUGGCACAUCACAGCACCAUCAGAUAAGCCAGGCCCAGCGCUGGCACCACCAAUUCCUGCUGGGGCCAGCCGGUCUGAUCGGGCACCAAGCCCUGUUCCCAAGCAUCUGAAUCCAGUGUCACCAAUUCCCACAGCGACCAGCCAGUCCGAUCUGGCGCCGAGCCCAAUUCCCAAAGAUCUGCAUCUGGUUUCUCCGAUUCCUACCGGGACUGAGCAGCGCCUCCUUGCCAAUGACUUCCUGGAGCCCCAGCCCGCUGCUUUCUCCUCACGGCGCCGCAGGCAAAUCACGCCCCCAUCCGGACGCGGUCCCCUGCACACCGGCUCCGUUCCGUCCCCCAGGCGAGGUCCUGGCCCGCAGUUCUUGCUGUGGGGAGGGGAGGAGGAGCUGUCGGCCCCCGAGGCACCUGUCCUGCUGCUGCUCUCCCGGUUCUCCCAGGCCGAAGACCCCAGCCGCAGCCUGGUGACUGGCCCGGUGCUGCAGGGGCUGCUGGCCUAUGUCACUGGAGCCCCGGCCCCCUACCCCCGCUGCCUGCGGCUGCUGCAUCGGCUCACGUGCAACCCCAUCUGCCUGGAGGCAUUCGUGCGCUGCCACGCCCCCUCCCUGCUGCGGGCCUGGCUGGUGCUGGGCGUGCCCCCAGAGGAGCCGCUGCCGUGGGUCCAUGAGACCCCCAGAAGUCCAGGCAGCAGGCAUCGGCAGUUCAAGGAGUUGGGUGAGACCCUGCUGUGCAAUCUGUGCGUCCAGGCUGAGUCGGCCUUCGGGGCGGGCGUCCUCACCCAUGCUGCUCUCACGGGCGCUGAGGCUGACCAAGUGGCCUGUGCCAUGGCCCUGCCCCUCAUCUGCAGGAAGAAGUCCCUAUGCCGGAGGCUGCUCCUGGAGCACUCUGGCCUGCGCCUCCUGCUGGCUGCCUUGACACGUGGCGCCGACCGCCCUUCACCUUCUAUGCCGUGGACUCGCUCUCCCUGCUGCUGGGAACUGCUGCCCCCUCUCCCUGCCCCGCCCGUCCCUAAGCGCUCCCGGCUGGCAGCCACCCCCACAUGCCACUAUGAGCGGCUGGUGAAGGCAGGCGGAGUGGACCUGCAUUCCGGUUGGACUCAGGCAACCCUGGUCCCGGCAUCGCGCCAGGCUGUGUGCACCGGCUCCGAUGUCCUGCGGGCCAUGCUGGCAGGCGGGUUUGCUGAGGCACGCCAGGCUCUGGUGCCCAUCCGUGGGGUGACGCCUGCCCCUUUCUCCGUGCUGACCCACUUCCUGCAUGGCUGCCGGGGUGAGCCGUGCCCGGCCCUGGGGGGUCCGUUCCCACCUGGCGAGGGGGAGCUGGCGGAGCAGACGCUGGCGGUGGCUGAGCAGUUCCUGCUCCGACUGCAGGAGCUGGUGGAGGAGGCGUUGUGCCAGCAGUACCUGCGCCCUGGCGCCAGCCUGGACCAGCUGUACCGGCUUGGGGAGAGGCUGGGGCCGAGGGGCAGCUGCUGCGCGCUGUGCCCGCUACGUCCUGCUAGGGGGCGUCGAGGAGCCCACCAGCCGAGCGGGCCCGCACUGACGCGGAUCCUCCAAGUCACUGGAGACCCCAAGGGACUGGCCCAGGAGCUGCUGGCGGUUGCCAUGGAGACACCAUGGGGAGUGGGCACUGAUGGGACCUAGGCUAGGGGGCUGGCUGAGGGCACUGCCCAUGCCCCUCUGGGUCGGGGCUUGGCUUAGGGCACUCUGUAGCCCUCUGGGUGGGGGAGGUUGGGAACAGAGGAGUGGGGAGGUGAUGCUUAGGAUAGUAGGAGGUGACUGAGGGGGAGAAAUGGGGUAAUGGCAAGGUAAGGAAUGGGACCCCAGCAGUGAGAGGAAUCAGGACAAUGAUGACUGACCCCCAGGAAAGGUUGGAAUCCUUCUCUGUUGGGUGAGUCAUUCCUGCCCCUGGCCACGGCACAGGGCGGGGAGCCUGCCUGCAACCUCCCCUGAUGAAGAGAUCGUGGCAUAUUGGGGGGGUGCCCCUACUUUUGUGGCACAGGGCACCCCAAUACACCCCACCUGGGGAGGCUUGACUGGAGGGGGGCUCAGUCCCUGAUCUGCAGGGUACCCCUCCGGUCACUGGAGCAGGGCAGUGUGUGUGCUUUCUCUGAACAGGGAGAUGCCCUGCCCUUCUUUCCUAGGUCCCAGGUAGGGCAGCUGUGGUGGGUGCUCAGCGGUACCCCCCAUGCUGCGGGAUCAGCAACAGGCGGCCGGGGACGUGCUUUUCCACCGGCGGGGGGGAUGGGUGUGUACGACUGGAAAUGUAUUGAAUAAGCUACUGUACAUGGAGAAAUACAGGCCGGGCUCACCACG